Messenger RNA from Suillus discolor, 2649 nucleotides. RefSeq lists its product as uncharacterized. The annotation marks the transcript as partial. NCBI's taxonomy places the organism in Eukaryota, Fungi, Basidiomycota, Agaricomycetes, Boletales, Suillaceae. The record is from RefSeq and is a predicted model, not a curated record. The transcript is spliced from 26 exons.
CUCCAUGGAAAACCCAGUCUUGGAACAACUUGAAGGUCAAGUUCAUGAUCCAUCCGAGACUGCUCACAUAUUGCCAGAUGACAUCCACAGGUGUUAUGAGCUAAUACGUGCUGCGAAUCACAAACUGCAGCAGGAGUUGGAGAUAGCUGAUUCUAGAGGACGCGAGGAUUAUGACAAGGACCUGGGACGAUGGAAGAUAGACGCACAGAAACUCGGUGACAGUGAGCUCCAGCCAAGGAAGUUCGCGUUCAUAGGAAGAACUGGAGUUGGCAAGAGUACCGCCAUUAAUGCGAUACUAGGUGCGCCCGUAUUAUCAACGGCAGCUGAUACGGAAGUGAUCUACGAAAAUUUGCCUCCUUCAGAGUGGAGGGUCAGCGUCCAAUUCAUUGAAGAGCAUGACUGGGAAACUACUCUAUCGAACAUGCUAGAUGACCUAGAAGUAUACCGUAACAAAGGCCCUUCGAAUCACGGACGUGGUACCCACGAUGAUAGCGGGCCUGCGAUGGAGGCAUGGGAAACGUUGAAACAGGAAAGUCCUAGUUAUUUUCUGGUGUAUCCUCACCUUCGUACCCUAUCGUUUCCCCCGCCUGAACAAGAUAUACAUACACUUCUUGAGCAUGAGGCUGUAGCGUCCAAGCUCGGAACUGAGAUCUCUAUAUGUGGCGUAGGCUUCGACAAACUGGAAUUACAGGAAAGUUGUAAUUGGAAAUCACAGUUUAAUUCGUAUCUGAACCAUGCACAGCUUCGGCCGUAUCUGACUUCGUACUCAAACAUCGCAGCGGGGGGGCCACCGGAGUCAUCUGUCUGGCAUCUAGUAGACAGGGUUCGUAUCUAUGGAGCAUUCGAGGUACUCGCAUCCCGUGCAGUUGCGCUCGUAGACGUCCCUGGCUUUGGGGAUGCAAAUAAAACGAGAACGAAUCGGACCGAGGAAUACCUCAAAACCGCCGAGGUUGUUGUAUUAGUUGCAGAUAUCAAGCGGGCAGUUGAUGACCAGACCAUGCGCGAUUACCUUAAGAAGUUCCUGCGAACAAUGAUUAGAGUAGACGGAAGCAUGGAGUCACUUUUAAUAGUCCUUACUGGGGCAGAUGUGCCAAUUAACGAGGACCAAUUACAUCAUCUCGAUGUAAAGCAACGCAGUGUAAUCCAGGAAAUGUGUCAGGCUAUCGACAGACUCAGCGACAGCCUCAAAGAACUCGAGGAUAGCAGCAAGAAACUCAGUGCUCCAACGUAUAAUAAUUUCAAAGAACAUAUGGAGCAUCAGCAGAGGAGGAAUGAAAUAACUAGUAAGUUGCAAACCAAGCAGGCUGACAAGAGCACAUACAUCGCACACCAACGGGCUGCUCGUGUACGAGAGGUCUUUCUCCAUCUCUAUCGUCAAGUAUACCACAACAUCAGUAAUCAGGAUAACGCUAAAGAACCCCCUCCAUUACCCGUUUUUUGUGUUGGGAGCACAGAUUUCAACCAACUUUUGGGCGUGGGCGGACGCAACAAAGCUCCUUCGGUUUUUACUAACCCUGAAGAUACUGGUAUACCACAAUUGUGUCGGCACAUCCACGACUUUGGCCGCAAAAGAGCACUUUCCGACAUCAAGGCCCAUAUAGAUCAAUGUACCUUGCUACGCGCCGAAGUCAAUAGUUUCUUCAAGCUUCUCUCCGCCAGGAACGAUUCGAUGUCAACAACCCAUCAAAAAGCAGCAAGAAUUGCAUUGAAAAAGUUCAAACGCGUUGUCGAGGACACAUGCGAGGAUUCAGGAGGUAAAAUCGACGACAGCAUCAACGAGCUGGAGAACGCUCUUCGAGAUGAAGCUGAGAAUGCCGCUGACUGCAGUCUCGACAUCAUUACGUCGCUUGGAGUCUACCCAUAUCAGACCUACCGUGCUGCCAUGCGCAGAGAGGGUGAAUGGCAACGGAUCGAUCUAAAUGAGGACCUCGUACGCGAUAUGUUGGAAGGGAGUGUUUCAAGGAUAUGGCACGAAUUGUUCAAUGAUUCCUGGAAAUCAGAACUGGAGUUGCUCAUCUAUUCAAUUCUGGGUCACUAUCGUGCGGCGAUAGGCUCUAUCAAGGACGGAGAGAAACAAAACGCAAAACCAAAGAUUGCAACACGCGUUCAAGAUGCCAUCAAGGCAGAAGACAUCUUAGAUACCGCAAAACAGCGCUAUUUAUUUGCCAUUUCGAAGAUGCAAAGGCAAGGCCUCUUAGAAUUUGGUGGAUCCUUCAAAGGAUUCAUUCGUAACGAGCUUAAAGCUCAUUACGAUCUCGUUGGAAGUGAGCGUGGCAAAGGAAUGCUCCAACGAAUGAAGGACAUGAAUGAGGAGUACUUUCGUACGGAUAACGCGCAAAAACUAUAUUCUGGCCUUGUCGAUGAUGUUAUGUUGGCUAUUCGCUCCGCCAAAAAUGCAGGGGACAGGGCGCUCGAGGAAACAAUUCCUCGACUAUGUGCUCACAUCGAACGCAGUACAUCAAAUCUCUGGCAGAGGUCACACUCAUUACGGAUAGGUACGAAGAGCGCGAUACGACGCCGAUGGAGUAAUGCGCCGAUGUACGGAGAUUGGUUGUACUUCUUAAGACUCGGAAAUCUUCUUUAUGUACUUUACAGUUACUUGAGCUUGGGACAUGUGUAUGCACGUUCUCGGAAUAACACACCUAUCAC